AUUUCCGGUUGUCAUACGUCGUAAAUUGACGACAUUGUAGAGAAAUCAAAACAGAAAACAAAGUGUGCUGGCGACUGGAAAAACUCCUCGCCUAUCUCAUCGACGCGAACUAAAUCGUCAAAAGUGACUGUUUUGUGUAGUUAAAGACAUACACAGUGAAGUGAUCGCAUCUUGAGUCCACGAUGACCACUCGGAAACUGAAUACGCUGGAAGAUUUGAGCGAUAUGUUUGAUGAGCAGAAACAGAAGGAUGAGCCUAGCGCACUGAUAUCAAGGAAGACCCUUAACGCUAUCCAAGAAUCGUGGGUGGAGCUGAACUCGGCGGGCGGGCUGGCGGCGGAGAGCGAGUACCUGCGGCUGCUGCGAGAGGCGCAGCGAGAGAGCCGCGACUCGUCCGUGCGGCACUCGCGGGCUUCCAGCGUGAAGGGCAGCCCGAAGUCCCCUCCCAACAGUCCGAACCUAGAGCCCUCCACGGAAGACGAGCUCAAGGGAGUCUACAUCAACUGCUGGCGGGAUGACUCCAACGACUGGGUGUGGGAGUGGAGCAGUCGGCCCGACCAGCUGCCGCCCAAGGACUGGAGGUUCAAGCACCCGGCGAGCGCGCGCGGGCCGCCCUCCGCCACGUCCUCCAUCGAGGUGCUGGAGCAGCCGGGCGCGCCCGCCAUGAUGCAGAGCCACUGCCUGUCUGUCCGGCGCAGCUGCCUGUUCAGCCGCGGCGCGGUGGCGGCCGUGCUCGUCACCAACCUCGUCUCGCUGAUACUGGGCGCCGGCAUCGGAGUAUGGCUCAGCAAGCGAGGCAUGCUGCCGCCGCGGCUCAUCAUCCUGCAGUAGACUGACAAGACUGACGCACGCCAGGCCACCCGGGGAACAAGGUCUAUAGACCCGGUGUGCAAGGCCUAUACACCCGGAGUACAAG
Messenger RNA from Plutella xylostella (diamondback moth), 915 nucleotides. It is a transcript of the gene BNIP3, whose product is annotated as BCL2 interacting protein 3. Lineage: Eukaryota; Metazoa; Arthropoda; Insecta; Lepidoptera; Plutellidae. Gene Ontology annotation, cellular component: nucleus; mitochondrial outer membrane; mitochondrial envelope. The record is from RefSeq and is a predicted model, not a curated record. Gene Ontology annotation, biological process: positive regulation of apoptotic process; mitochondrial outer membrane permeabilization.